This is a messenger RNA of Metarhizium brunneum ARSEF 3297, 2202 nucleotides long. It is a transcript of the gene katG, whose product is annotated as Catalase-peroxidase. Gene Ontology annotation, biological process: cellular response to hydrogen peroxide; hydrogen peroxide catabolic process. Gene Ontology annotation, cellular component: cytosol. Gene Ontology annotation, molecular function: heme binding; catalase activity. The record is from RefSeq and is a predicted model, not a curated record. NCBI's taxonomy places the organism in Eukaryota, Fungi, Ascomycota, Sordariomycetes, Hypocreales, Clavicipitaceae.
AUGGCCGAGAGCAAGUGUCCUCAUCUCAACGUCGCUGGUGGCGGCACCCGAAACCGUGACUGGUGGCCCGAGUCCGUCAAGCUCAACAUCCUCCGCCAAAACACUUCCGUCACCAACCCUCUCGGCGAGGAGUUUGACUAUGUCGCCGCUUUCAAGACCCUCGACUACGAGGGCCUCAAGAAGGACCUCACUGCCCUCAUGACCGACUCCCAGGAGUGGUGGCCCGCCGACUUUAACCACUAUGGCGGUCUCUUCAUCAGAAUGGCUUGGCACAGUUCCGGCACCUACCGGGUUUUCGACGGCCGUGGCGGCGGUGGCCAGGCUCAGCAACGAUUUGCUCCCCUCAACAGCUGGCCCGACAAUGUCAGUCUGGACAAGGCUAGACGUCUGCUCUGGCCCAUCAAGCAAAAGUACGGCAACAAGAUCUCCUGGGCUGAUCUCCUGAUCCUCACGGGCAACGUUGCCCUCGAGUCCAUGGGCUUCAAGACGUACGGCUUCGCUGGAGGCCGUGUCGAUGGCUGGGAAGCCGACGAGUCCGUCUUCUGGGGUGGCGAGACCACCUGGCUCGGCAACAACGUUCGUUACAACGACAACAAGGACGCCCAGAAGCGUGAUCUCGAGUCUCCUCUGGCCGCCUCCCACAUGGGUCUCAUUUACGUCAACCCCGAGGGUCCCGAUGGAAACCCUGACCCCGUUGCCGCUGCUCGCGACAUCCGCACGACCUUUGGCCGCAUGGCCAUGAACGACGAGGAGACUGUGGCUCUGAUUGCUGGAGGCCACACCUUUGGCAAGACUCACGGUGCCGGUCCUGCCACCAACGUUGGCAAGGAGCCCGAUGGCGCCGGCCUUGAGCAGCAGGGUCUGGGCUGGAAGAGCACCUACGGUGCCGGCAAGGGGCCCGAUACCAUCACCAGCGGCCUCGAGGUCAUCUGGACCAAGACGCCCGCCCAAUGGAGCCACAACUUCUUCGAGUACCUUUUCAAGUACGACUGGGAGCUCACCAAGAGCCCUGCCGGCGCCAACCAGUGGGUUGCCAAGACCAACGACGAGAUCAUCCCCGAUGCCUACGAUGCCAACAAGAAGCACAAGCCCAGAAUGUUGACCACUGACUUGUCGCUGCGCUUCGACCCCGCGUACGAGAAGAUCUCGCGUCGCUUCCUCGAGAACCCCGACCAGUUCGCCGAUGCCUUUGCUCGCGCCUGGUUCAAGCUCACCCACCGUGACAUGGGCCCCAAGACUCUCUACGUCGGACCCGAGGCUCCCACUGAGGACCUCAUCUGGCAGGACCCCAUUCCCCCCGUCAACUACCAAUUGAUUGACGACAAGGAUGCCGCCGCCAUCAAGGAGGAGAUCCUCAAGUCUGGCAUCGACACGUCCAAGCUCGUGUCCACUGCCUGGGCCUCCGCUUCCACAUUCCGUGGCAGCGACAAGCGAGGUGGCGCCAAUGGUGCCCGAAUCCGCCUGUCGCCCCAGAAGGACUGGAAGGUCAACAACCCUUCUCAGCUGUCCCAGGUCCUUGCCACCUUGGAAGACAUCCAGAAGCGCUUCAACCAGUCUGGAAAGACGGUUUCUCUUGCCGACGUCAUCGUUUUGGCCGGUGUCGCCGGUGUCGAAAAGGCUGCUCGUGACGCUGGUGUUAACAUCACCGUGCCCUUCACCCCUGGCCGCAACGACGCCACCCAGGAGCAGACUGACGUGGAGUCUGUUGGCUAUCUUGAGCCCCUGGCUGAUGGCUUCCGCAAUUACGGCACGUCGCAUGGCACUGUCAAGCAGGAGCACCUGCUGGUUGACCGCGCCCACUUGCUUAGCCUCUCCGCCCCCGAGCUCACAGUUCUCAUUGGUGGUCUGCGUGCCCUGAACACCAACUACGACGGCUCUGCUCUUGGCGUCUUCACAUCUCGCCCUGGUGUCCUAACCAACGACUUCUUUGUCAACCUCUUGGACAACAACACCGAGUGGAAGGCUACCGGCGAGGACACCUUUGAGGGCGUUGACCGCAAGACGGGUGCCAAGAAGUGGAUCGCCUCUCGCAACGAUCUCAUCCUUGGCGCCCACCCUGAGCUGCGCGCCGUCUCAGAGGUUUACGGCAGCGCUGAUGGAGCCCAGAAGUUCGUCAGGGACUUCGUUGCCGCUUGGGACAAGGUGAUGAACUUGGACCGGUUCGAUCUCAAGAAGGGAAACAAGACGGCCGCUCGCCUGUAG